This is a messenger RNA of Scleropages formosus (Asian bonytongue), 2715 nucleotides long. RefSeq names its product BMP/retinoic acid-inducible neural-specific protein 1-like. NCBI's taxonomy places the organism in Eukaryota, Metazoa, Chordata, Actinopteri, Osteoglossiformes, Osteoglossidae. Gene Ontology annotation, biological process: cellular response to retinoic acid; negative regulation of mitotic cell cycle; positive regulation of neuron differentiation. The record is from RefSeq and is a predicted model, not a curated record. Gene Ontology annotation, cellular component: dendrite; neuronal cell body; cytoplasm. Bases 400 to 2685 code for a protein of 761 amino acids. The transcript has 8 exons.
CCUGCCUCAGUCCCACCUUCUCCGCUUUCCCACCUGAUCACUUUCACUCUUCUCCGCUCGCUUCAUUCAGCCACAUCGGAUAUUUCCGCCAGCCUUUCCUACAGAUCUCGCUGCCCUUUCUGCUGUCUAACUCGCCCUCUGCACUGUAAUUAAAGAGGAUUUUUUUUUUUUUUUUUUUUUGUUCAGCCAUCCGAGCAUGAGAAGAACUGCAAAAUCAUCUAAAAAACAGUUUGAAACCCUGGGCUACCAGCAUGAGCUCUGGAUACACGGGCUUCUGCAGCACAAGUUUUCCUCCAGCACACUGAGCCACCGUGGACACCUCCUAGUCAAAGGGGAGAAUCCGUUUUAGGUCUCCACAGAAUGGAGCAAGAAUGAGCAGAGAGUGGCUGAAAGAAAAGCAUGAACUGGAGGUUUAUUGAGGUCAUCUGCUUCCUGUUUAUAUGGGACCAUAUAACAGUUCAGUCUUCCCGUCAGGAUCCAUCCGUUGCGGAGCAACAUGUCUCCAAACAAUUUGAUUGGCUCAUCUCUGACCGCGGGCCUUUCCACUACUCUCGGAGUUACCUCUCCUUUGUGGAAAGAUUCCGUCAAGGAUUUACGACCAGAUAUAAAAUUUAUAGAGAGUUUGCACGCUGGAAGGUGAGGAACACUGCCAUUGAGAGGAGGGACCUUAUCCGGAACCCAAUUCCACUGAUGCCGGAGUUUCAGCGCAGUUUGCGGCUAUUGGGCCGACGGCCCUCUACUCAGCAAGUUAUUGACACCAUCAUCAAGAAGUAUGGCACCCACAUCCUUGUCUCUGGAACCCUUGGAGGUGAGGAAGCCCUGACAAUGUAUAUGGACAAAAGCAAGCUGGACAGAAGGAUGGUGAAUGAAACUCAGAGCGUCGAAGCUUUACAUCAGCUGGCAUCCUCGUAUUUCAUAGACCGAGAUGUGACAAUGAGGAAGCUCCAUGAGAUUCAAAUUUCCACGAAUGCAAUUAAGGUCACAGAAACACGCACAGGCCCGCUGGGAUGCAGCAGCUACGACAAUCUGGACUCAGUGAGCUCCAUUCUCCUGCGGAGCCCAGAGAGCAAACUGCACCUGCAAGGGUUACAGGUAAUCAUACCUGUAUAUCUGCAGGAGAAGUUUGUGCAGUCUGCACUGAGCUACAUCAUGUGCAAUGGAGAGGGCGAGUAUGUGUGCAGAAACAGUCAGUGUAUCUGCCAGUGUGAUGAAGAGUUCCCACAGUGCAACUGCCCUAUCACCGAUAUCCAGAUAAUGGAGAACUCAUUGCUGGGAAUGGCCAAUUCUUGGGCUGCCACUUACAAAGACUUUGAAAAUUCAGAUGAAUUCAAGUCGUUCCUGAAGCGGCUGCCUUCAACUCACUUCCUUCCCAUUAGCAGCGUUCACCUGCUGUGGGGGAAUGACUGGGACUUGCAGGCUCGCUAUCGGCAACUGCAGAACUCCCUGGAGACCCAACGGUUGAAGAUGCAACGCACAGCUCGCAAGCUCUUCAGCCUCAGCAUCCGUUGCCACCAUAACCCUCAUCACCAGAUGCCUAAAGAAAGAACUGUGCUACAGUGGCUUAACAGAGUUCAGUCCUUUCUAUACUGUAAUGAAAAUGGUUUUUGGGGAACCUUCCUGGAGAAUCAGCGGACCUGUGUAUGCCACACAGGAGUCAACCUGUGCCAAAGACCCAUCCCCUGCAUCAUUGGUGGAAACAACAGCUGCGCUAUGUGCAGCCUAGCUAACAUCUCACAAUGUGGUUCCUGCAACAAGGGGUACAAGCUGUACCGUGGCCGUUGUGAGCCCCAGAAUGUGGACUCAGAGCGUAGUGAACAGUUCAUCAGUUUUGAGACAGAUUUGGACUUUCAGGACUUGGAGCUAAAGUAUCUUCUGCAGAAGAUGGACUCCCGUCUGCAUGUGCACACCACGUUCAUCAGCAAUGAGAUCCGACUAGACACUUUCUUUGAUCCAAGAUGGCGGAAGCGGAUGUCCCUCACGUUGAAGAGCAACAAAAACCGGAUGGACUAUCUACACAUGAUCAUUGGGCUUUCCAUGAAAAUCUGCCAGGUUCGCAACAGCAGCAUCGACCCAAUGUUCUAUGUUUAUGUGAACCCCUUUAGUGGAAGCCAUUCAGAAGGCUGGAACAUGCCUUUUGGAGAGCACGGAUACCCCCGGUGGGAGAAAGUCCGGCUGCAGAACACGCAGUGUUACAACUGGACUCUUCUGCUGGGCAAUCGUUGGAAGACCUUCUUUGAGACAGUGCACAUCUAUCUGCGCAGCCGGACCAAGUUGCCCACCACUCUGCGCAAUGACACUGGACAGGGACCAGUGGAUCUGUCUGACCCCAACAAGAGACAGAUCUACAUCAAGAUCUCUGAUAUACAGGUGUUUGGCUAUAGCCUACGGUUCAAUGCAGACCUGCUCCGAAGUGCCGUCCAGCAGGUUAACCAAUCGUACACUCAGGGGACUCAGUACUACUCCUCCUCCUCGGUGAUGUUAUUACUUCUGGACAUUAGGGAUCGAAUCAAUCGCCUUGCCCCUCCUGUGGCCCCUGGAAAGCCCCAGUUGGACCUCUUCUCCUGUAUGCUGAAGCAUCGGCUUAAGCUCAACAACAGCGAAAUGAUUCGUGUCAACCAUGCCUUGGACAUGUACAACACAGAGAUUUUGAAACAGUCUGACAACCUGAUGACCAAACUCUGCUAAAGAAAAUUUAAAAUAAAUAAAAGAAACAAA